CAGCUUUGCUGUUCCCUGUGCAUCUUUUAAAAAUGCCUGUCAUUUUCUUUAUUUUGAUCGUGAGCCUCAAUUCUGUGAUGCUUGUUCAGCUGAAAAUAAUUUCAGAUUAUGCUGGAGCAAAGCAGCAAUGCAGUGUGAAUUGUUAAGCAAAGGUAGUGAAGCAAGAAUGAAUGAAAAUAAAUUACUGAAAUUUGAAGAAAUUUCUAGUAUUAUUACAAACAAAUAUGAUUUUGAUGCCUUUAAAAAAGCACUGAACAUUGACGACAGUAAAUUAUUGAUUAGUCGAAAAGAUGAUGACAGCAGGAAGAAAGCAAUGAUGUGGAUGCUCCUAUUGUGGGAAGGACAAACAGAAAAUCCCACUAAGUAUUCUCUGAUAAGCACACUAAGGGAAAAUGGGUAUGAAAGUAUUGCUGUAAAAAUUGAAAGUCUCGAUUCUCAGAAAAAUGAUCAAGAAAUUGUAGAUAAAGAGAAAUAUUUAUGUGAGCAGAAUCAAUUUAGCAAUGAAACAGAUAAAGUGAAGGAGCUUAAAGGUAUCAUUGAGUCAUUACGUCAUGACAACCAAUCACUUCAGGAAGCACUACGUGAGACUAAAUCACUGUCAGUCUCUACUGCUGCUGCUCUUAUGGAAAAAGAUGAAAUAAUACAAAAACUUGAAGCACAACUGCAGGAAACUGAGAAGCAGUUAGUGCCAGUCACUAAAAUUCCAGUGUAUGGAGCUGAAGUCAUUGAACUGGAGUAUCAGGAUAUUAAAGAGGAACAGAUUUAUUUAGGUCAGGCUUAACAUGCAUUUUUCUAAUGCAU
Messenger RNA from Amphimedon queenslandica, 801 nucleotides. RefSeq lists its product as uncharacterized. Lineage: Eukaryota; Metazoa; Porifera; Demospongiae; Haplosclerida; Niphatidae. The transcript is spliced from 6 exons. Bases 128 to 781 code for a protein of 217 amino acids. The record is from RefSeq and is a predicted model, not a curated record.